AUGAGGGUUCUUUGUGUUGCCGAGAAACCUGCCAUUGCGAAAGCCGUGGCUUUCAUACUUGGAGGGGGACGGGUAUCCACGCGACAAACAAAGGUAGGUUGGAUCAAGAACUACGAUUUCGAGUUCAACUUCCCGCAGUUCGGGAGCUGUGAGGUUACGAUGACGGCGGUGACUGGCCACAUUACCACGAUAGAUUUCCCUGAAAACUACGGUUGGGGCAAAUGCGAGCACUCGAGUCUCUUUGAGGCCCCAAUUCUCACGAGAUUCACUGACAAAAAUUCCAUGAACAUUGCCAAAAAUAUCACUGAUGAAGCUUCACGAUCGAAUAUUCUAAUGAUAUGGACAGAUUGCGAUCGAGAAGGAGAGUACAUUGGAUACGAGAUUAUGGAACAGGCAAAAAAGAAGAACCCCAGCAUCAAUUUGGAGACCACCCAGCGAGCGCACUUCUCCCAUCUUGAACGGUCGCAUGUGAUUCGGGCAGCAUGCAAUACCACGAAACUAGAUCAAAAGGCGAUCGACGCCGUUCUGACACGCAUGGAGCUCGACUUGCGCACUGGGUCCAGCUUCACGCGCCUUCUCACGGACCUGUUCAGAAGAACUUUCAAAACUUUGUACCGGAGGAAUUCUGGUAUUUGA
Messenger RNA from Ogataea angusta, 636 nucleotides. RefSeq lists its product as uncharacterized. Gene Ontology annotation, molecular function: DNA topoisomerase type I (single strand cut, ATP-independent) activity; DNA binding. The record is from RefSeq and is a predicted model, not a curated record. Lineage: Eukaryota; Fungi; Ascomycota; Pichiomycetes; Pichiales; Pichiaceae. The coding region runs from base 1 to 636 and encodes 211 amino acids. Gene Ontology annotation, biological process: DNA topological change. The transcript is spliced from 2 exons. Gene Ontology annotation, cellular component: nucleus.